AUGGAGUUCUACCUCUUAGUAUCAACUAUUGUUGCAACAAUAUUUGUCCCUAUUCUUCUACACCGUUUAUUACUCCCUAUCCUCCACAGAAAGAAGGAAAAAACAGGAAUGAACGUAAUGCCACCACAAGCAAAAGGGGCAUGGCCGAUAAUCGGACACUUGCACCUUUUGGGUGGACCUGAGCUACCUCACAAGGUUUUAGGUGACAUGGCAGAAAAACAUGGCCCUAUUUUCACCAUUAAGCUUGGUGUUCAUCAAGCUUUUGGUGAGGCAUCAAAAAUCAUGGCCUAUAAUAAUGCGGUGUUUGCCCUGGCUCCAUAUGGGGACUAUUGGCGAAAAGUGCGCAAGAUAGUCGUGUUGGAGGUUCUUUCACAACGAAGAGUUGAGAUGCUUGGACAUAUUCGAGCUUCAGAAGUUAGAGCAUCAAUUAAAGAUUUAUAUGAUAGUUGGGUAAAGAACAUACUUGGUGAAAGUUCCGAGAUGGUGAAGGUGGAUAUGAGUCAAUGGUUCGGGACCUUAAUUCUAAACAUUAUGGUUAGGAUUAUUACAGGAAAGAGGUUUUCGCCAAAUGAUGAAGAAGGGGUUCAAUGUCAGGCUGUCGUGAAGAAAUUCUUUGAGUUAUUGGGGGCAUUUGUGGUUGCUGAUUUUAUACAUUAUCUAAACUAUUUGGAUGUGGGUGGAUACAAAAAAGUGAUGAAGAAUACUGCAAAGGAUUUGGACAAUAUCUUUGACCGAUGGUUAAAGGAGCACAAACAGGAGAAUAAGUCUAUACAGGAACAUGAAGGGAACCAAGACUUCAUGCAUGCGCUAAUUUCCUUUCUUCGAGAUGCUUCUAAAGAUGAAUUCCCAGGUUUUGACCAUGAUACAAUUAUCAAAGCGACAAGUCUACAACUAGUAGUAGGAGGUGUCGACACGACAUCUGUGACAAUAACGUGGGCUUUAGCAUUGUUACUCAACCACCCAAAAGCAUUAGAAACUGCACAAGAUGAAAUUGAUGAGCAUGUUGGAAGGGACAGACUGGUGGAGGAGUCAGACCUGAAGAAAUUAGUCUACCUCGAUGCGAUCAUCAAAGAAACUUUGCGAUUAUACCCAGCUGGACCUCUGUCUGUUCCUCACGAGUCAUUGGAUGACUGCAUUGUGGGUGGCUACAACAUUCCAAAGGGAACUCGUCUUUGGGUAAAUCUUUGGAAAAUGCAACGUGACCCAAAUAUAUGGUCAGAUCACGAAGAAUUCAAGCCUGAGAGAUUCUUAACAAGUCACAAGGAUAUCGAUGUCAGGGGAAACCAUUAUGAAUUGCUUCCUUUUGGUAGUGGAAGAAGAAUGUGCCCUGGUGUUUUAUUUGCCCAGCAAAUUUUGAGUUUAACGCUAGCUAGUUUGAUACAACAGUUUGUGCUCAAAAAACCAUCAAACAAACCUGUUGAUAUGACUGAAAGCAUGAGUAUGACUAACAGAAAAGCAACACCACUUAACGUCCUUUUGGGCCCUCGUUUAUCCUCCAAUAUGUUGAAUGUUGGUUCGUGAUAUAUCAACUUCAAAUGGCCUACAAAUUUCACUCCAUCAAUCAUUCUCCAUAAAGCCAUCAGUUAUGGUGGGGGCAAGCAAAAUUACCACAGCAAAUGUGGAAAUGUGGUCGAUCUUCAGUACGGUUUUAGAAUACUCUUAUUACUUAUAUAGUUAAUAAAAGCUUGAUAAUUAUUAAGUAAUGAAAUAAAAAGCUUGAUAAUUAUUAUGUAAUGAAGUCAUGUGGUUGUAUUAUUCUAAUCUGGU
Messenger RNA from Lactuca virosa, 1767 nucleotides. The record is from the annotation of a GenBank genome assembly. NCBI's taxonomy places the organism in Eukaryota, Viridiplantae, Streptophyta, Magnoliopsida, Asterales, Asteraceae.